Kwoniella mangroviensis CBS 8507 is the source of this 1830-nucleotide messenger RNA. RefSeq lists its product as uncharacterized. The record is from RefSeq and is a predicted model, not a curated record. Bases 1 to 1830 code for a protein of 609 amino acids. The transcript has 7 exons. NCBI's taxonomy places the organism in Eukaryota, Fungi, Basidiomycota, Tremellomycetes, Tremellales, Cryptococcaceae.
AUGCCUCCCAGGUCGACUAGGUCUGCCAAUAAGGAAGCGGAUACCCCUGGGAGCAAACGGAAACGACGAUCAUCUCCUGAAUCGCCCCUCAACGUCGUCCUUCCCUCUCCUGCCAGCCUGCCCAAACUCGCCUCUGCAUCUCCGGAGAAGGUCAACGGAGAUGUUGACCAUGAAUCGAAAAGGCAUAAAAUAUCUCUCAAGAUCAACCUGAGCACCGAAAAGCCUAAGGAUAUCAAAGAGGAGCAUCCAGUCGAUGGAGCUCUGAAGAAAGAAAUAAGAGAAAGUCUUUCGGUGGUCAUCGCUCAAAUGUCUGUAGAUCUUCCACCACCUCUCAACAACAUAUUAGCUCUUUGGCUCCCGCCGUCUUUCGCUCAAAAGGAAGAGAACACUCUGGGCUAUGUUCUGAAACAGCCUUCGCUUACAUGGGACCAGCUAGUGUUCCACUUGCCAGUACCCCCUCUCCCCUCUCAUUUCCCGCCUCAUAUCAUCUACAACUUUUGUGCCUCGAUGCAUUCUCUCCUUUUAGAGAUCGAGCCAAAAAAAGGUCAUGAUGGCGUUUCUAUAGAGAGAUGGGCUCUCACCCAGAAAACUCCUCAGGCGGGAGAAUGGUUCACUUCAGCUGUCGACAGCAGAGAGGUCCAGAAGAGGAAAGGAAAGGAUGGAGAUUUACUGGAAACCAAUGCCAACGCGAUAUCUUUGCAAUCGACUUUCGGCGGAGAUGCCUCACAUAACUCACCUACCUUGUCUGAUUCGCUCAUCCGACGAGCAAGUCUGAAAAUGAACAGAUGGAAGGAGAGAAGAGCACAACGAGGUUCUGGUGGUUUUGGUAGUGUGCCCAGAGGAGUCACUUCGGUCGCGUUCACACCUUCCUUCGGUCCCACCUUUGAUUCCUAUCACGCUACAGGAGGACAAGGCUAUUGGUCCACGUUGGAAGGAAUGCAUGAACGUGCAAGGCAUAGGGAAUGGGCUAGAAGAGCCUUGAGGCGAUCCAAAAACAUCGAUGAAGGUGGAUACUGCGGAAAUUUGGAAACCAACAAAGGAAAGGAGAAGGAAACCAUCGACGAUGUGUUGACGGAGAAUGGCGAACUGAUAGAGGAGUUGCAAACUUGGCAGGAAGUGAGGACCAGAAAGGGUGUUUUUGCUGUCACGGAGAGAGAGCAGCAUGUUGCCGAAGAACUACUCUCGUCCCUUGCCAAGCUCACUGGCAGCCGUCCAACCGUCGACAUGCUUCCCGCAUCAACAUCCAAAGUCGGUCUUGCGCAUGAGCUGGCUCGGCGAUUCCUUUCAGUGUCUUCUCCUUCGAUUCGAGGUACACUCGAUCCUCGACGUCCUCAAGCUCUUCAUGACAACGUCACCGUGAAACCACGAACGAUGGCUGGGCAGACCUUGGGAGGCUCUACCAAUCCUAUGCUUUCGUCGCCUCAUGCCCCUCCACCUAUCAAGCUAGGGGUCAUGCCUCCGCCUCCCAUUCCACAGUACGUUGCACCACCACCUCAUACCCUUCCAGUCGGUGGACGAUCAAAUGACAAUAAUCGACCUAGCUCGACUCCAUCUCGCAGUUCUUAUGCACCACAUUCUCCUUCUCCCUCGAUAGGCAACACCAUUUAUAACAAUCGACCGACCUCUACGUCAGCUCCACCUGCAAAUCCAGCAAAUACCGCGCCUUAUCCGAGAUCCGUGGUCGGCCCAGGGCCAUCCAACCUUCGUCAGAGUUUCGGUCCGGGCACACCUGGGACGCCUUCAAGCAGUAGUAACGGGAUUGGAUAUGGAAUGAACGGUUUGGGCAGUGCAUCGGUCAGAGGGAUGAUGAUGCCGGGUACAUCUAGAUGA